CGCAGCAACAAUGGACCUCGAAAAGUCGCAAUCUGAGAGAGUGAAAGUAAACCGGUCGCUGAUAGCAUUUGAGUUGAGCUCUGCACCUCUGUCGACGUGGAAGCGUUCGUCUGAUUCUGAUUGCAAGUCAAUUUGACAAUCAACUGCUAGCUCUGGCUAAUCGUGAGCCUUUUGUUUAUCGCUUCUAGAUUAUGAACAAAUAUCAAAGGUUAAUUGCGUGCUAGUAGAGCCACAGGUGCUGACGGGCCACGAAUUGACCUAUGUAUACAAUUUCUCCCUUUUGCAGCGAGAGAGUCCUCGAAAAAGGCGACGCCGAGAUGCAGUUCCCCCGCAACGGAAAGCUUUUGUGGAAUUUGACAAAGAGCUCGCUGGCGCAGCAGUCUCAAAAUGCGAUUGCCAAAAGGCUGCUGCCCGCCAGCUACAGCACCGCCGUGAAAGAUGCGCCAUCGGAUCAGCCCAACCUGCUGAAGUACCAUGUUCUGCCGCUGGAAGAGACCCUGAAUCGCUUUAUGGCCACUGUUGAGCCCUUGCUGACUGCCGAGGAGCUGGAACAGCAAAAGGAGAUCACUGCUCAGUUCUUGAAGAACCAAGGACGCGAUUUGCAGCAGCUUCUGGAGGCAACCGGCAGUAAGGAGAAGAACUGGCUGGCCCACCGCUGGCUGAAGGCUGCCUACCUGCAGUACCGAUCGCCAGUCACUGUCUUUGUCAGUCCGGGCAUGACCUUCCCCAAACAAAACUUCAAAGACUCACGCGCUUUUGUGGACUACACGGCCCGAGUUAUCUUCGGGUUGGGUGAGUUCAAUGACAUGGUCCAUGCCGGCAAAAUUCCUAUUGUUAAAAUGGGCAAGGACGAGCUGGACAACAGUCAGUUUGGCAAAGUAUUUGGCACAUGCCGCAUACCAAGAAGGGGCACCGACGAGAUCGUCUACAACCCAAGCUCCGAUUAUGUAGUGGUGAUCUACAGGAAUCAUUUCUACCAACUGCAAAUAUAUAACAAGCAGGGUAAGCUUAUUGCUGCUCCAUGUCUAGCCGCUCAGCUGGAGAACAUCAUGUCGAAGGAAACAAAAGUUGGAGUUCCCUAUGGUAUUUUGACCACCGACUCGAGAGACAACUGGGCCGAAGCCUAUGAACAUCUUUCGGAAACACCCAGUAACAGGGAUGCCUUGAAAACCAUUCAGAGUGCUCUCUUCACCGUCUCACUGGACGAGGGUACCACCUUGAAGCAAGGCGAGGAGGUCGACGAACUAAUUCUAUCGCUGAUCCACGGUAGUGGCAGCAAGGUCAACAGCGGCAAUCGCUGGAUGGACAAGACCAUUCAGCUGGUGGUGAACCCAAAUGGCAACGUGGGAUUCACCUACGAGCACUCGCCUGCUGAGGGCCAGCCCAUUGCAAUGAUGAUGGACUAUGUGGUGCAGAAGAUGAAGGAAGAUCCCAACUUCGGGCAAAACGGGUCGGAGGACUUUACACCCGCACAGAAAUUACAGAUUUCAUCAGCUAAUAAAAGCGUUGAGCAAUCUUUGACCGUGGCGCAGAAAAACGUUGAUCAACUUGCCGAAGCGCUGCAAAUGAAAGUUCUCAAGUUCGACGGUUUUGGAAAGGAUUUCAUAAAAAAACAACGUCUGGGACCGGACAGUUUUGUUCAGAUAGCGUUGCAGCUUGCUUUCUUUAAAAUGCACGCGGAGCCAGCUGCGCAAUAUGAAUCGGCACACUUGCGCAUAUUCGAUGGCGGGCGAACUGAAACUAUACGGUCGUGCUCCAAUGAGUCAUUGGCCUUCUGCCGCGCCAUGCAGGAUACGAAUGCCACAGACCAGGAACGGGCUGAUAAACUUCGUGCGGCAAUAACGUCUCACCAGAUGUACACUAAAUUGGCUCUUCAAGGGAAAGGAGUCGAUCGUCACCUGCUUGGACUGAAGCUGAUGGCUCUGGAGAAUCGCCAACCUGUUCCCGAGUUCUAUUCAUCGCCAGGCUUCGUGAAGUCCAGUCACUUCCGCAUGUCCACCUCGCAGGUAGCCACCAAGUAUGAAGCUUUCAUGGGAUAUGGACCGGCUACUGACGAUGGAUAUGCUUGCUGCUAUAAUCCUCGUGAACACGACAUUAUUUUGGCCAUAUCUGCUUGGCGCCAUUGUCCAAUAACAGAUCAUCUGAAGUUCGCUAAUACCCUUGAGGAAUCCUUUUCUCAGAUGAAGGAUGUUCUUGAAAAUGGUUCUGGUCCGGUUAAAUCUAAACUGUAAAUGUCACAGAAUAAUGAAUUUUUGCAAUAACUGAUUAAAAUUUUGACGACUAA
Messenger RNA from Drosophila gunungcola (fruit fly), 2284 nucleotides. RefSeq names its product carnitine O-acetyltransferase (gene CRAT). NCBI's taxonomy places the organism in Eukaryota, Metazoa, Arthropoda, Insecta, Diptera, Drosophilidae. Gene Ontology annotation, molecular function: carnitine O-acetyltransferase activity. Gene Ontology annotation, biological process: carnitine metabolic process, CoA-linked. The record is from RefSeq and is a predicted model, not a curated record. Gene Ontology annotation, cellular component: peroxisome. The transcript is spliced from 5 exons. Bases 261 to 2231 code for a protein of 656 amino acids.